ACCUUUUGUUAAUGUCUCAAAACCAGAAACAAUGGCCACUUUAAUCAACUUUAUUAUUCUCCUUCAUCUUAUCUCAUUAUGUUUAAUUCUACCAACCUUAGCUAAAAAUUCAGAUUCAAAAAAUGAUUAUAACAACGACCUAUUAGACAAUAUUCCAACUCCAAGUUACAGCAACAACAUCCCCAAUAGUAACACUCCACAAAAUGUUGCUGUCAUGAACACAAUUGACUCAUGCUGGAGAUCAAAUUCAAAUUGGGUUUCAAAUCGUCAAUCACUAGCAGAUUGUGCAAUUGGAUUUGGCAAAGAUGCAAUUGGAGGAAAAUAUGGUGAGAUAUAUGAAGUCACUGACCCUUCUGAUGACCCUAUAAACCCAAAAAAAGGUACACUUCGUUAUGGUGUAAUUCAAGCAGAACCAGUUUGGAUAAUAUUUUCAAAUGACAUGGUAAUUAAAUUGAAAAAUGAACUUAUUGUGAAUAGUUACAAAACAAUUGAUGGUAGAGGUGCUAAAGUUGAAAUUGGAAAUGGACCAUGUAUUACAAUACAGGGUGUUAGUCAUGUGAUUGUGCAUGGUAUUAGUAUUCAUGAUUGUAAACCAAGUAAUCCUGGUAUGGUUAGGAGUAGUAUUGAACAUGUUGGUUAUCGACAAGGUUCUGAUGGUGAUGGUAUAAGUGUUUUUGCUUCUUCUAAUAUUUGGAUUGAUCAUUGCUACUUGGCAAGAUGUACUGAUGGACUUACUGAUGUUACCCAUGCCUCAACUCUUGUCACUAUCUCAAAUAAUUACUUCACUCAGCAUGACAAAGUGAUGCUGCUUGGACACAACGAUGAUUACAGUGCUGAUAGAGUAAUGAAAGUAACAGUAGCUUUCAAUCGCUUUGCCAGUGGCCUAAUAGAAAGAAUGCCAAGGGUAAGAUUUGGUUAUGCCCAUGUUGUAAACAACCGAUACGAUGAGUGGAUCAUGUAUGCCAUUGGUGGUAGUGCUGACCCUACCAUUUUCAGUCAAGCAAAUUACUUCAUAGCUUCAAAAAAUUCUAAUGCAAAACAGGUUACAAAGAGAGAAACCGAUGGAAAAUGGAAAAAUUGGAAAUGGAGGACUUAUGGAGAUGAAUUCUUAAAUGGUGCUUAUUUUGUACCAUCUGGUUAUGGAAGUUGUACCCCAUUAUAUUCAUCAUCUCAAAACUUUGUUGCUGCUAAGGCAUCCAUGGUGCCUUUAUUAACACUCAACGCAGGACCUCUUGAUUGUGUUGCUGACAAAGCAUGUUAAUUUCACCAAAUAUUUUAAUUCUUGAAGCCUGCACGAAUUUAGUAUCUCGAUUAGAAGGGAUGCAUGUACCAAGAAUUAUAUGCCACAUUCUUACAAUUAUUUUAUAUCAAUGUUACAAUGUGUUUAAGUCUGAGUUUGUGGUGAGAAAAAUCACAUAGGAUUGUUUGAGAUCAAUUCUUAUAGUGAAAAUGAAUUGAGUGCAUAAAUCAAAGAGUUUAUUCUUGUAUA
Molecule: messenger RNA, 1489 nt
Organism: Medicago truncatula (barrel medic)
Lineage: Eukaryota; Viridiplantae; Streptophyta; Magnoliopsida; Fabales; Fabaceae
Product: putative pectate lyase 2
Exons: 4
Coding region: 32-1261 (409 amino acids)
Molecular function (GO): pectate lyase activity
Source: RefSeq, a predicted model, not a curated record